Blastocystis hominis is the source of this 579-nucleotide messenger RNA. RefSeq lists its product as hypothetical. Bases 1 to 579 code for a protein of 192 amino acids. Lineage: Eukaryota; Bigyra; Opalinata; Blastocystidae. Gene Ontology annotation, molecular function: peptidyl-prolyl cis-trans isomerase activity. Gene Ontology annotation, cellular component: intracellular membrane-bounded organelle. Gene Ontology annotation, biological process: protein peptidyl-prolyl isomerization; protein folding. The record is from RefSeq and is a predicted model, not a curated record. The transcript is spliced from 6 exons.
AUGGAUCAGCAGGUGGUCGCUUGUCUGCGUCGUGGAAAUCCAGUGGUGUUUUUUGAUAUUUCGAUCGGAGGAACGCCAUCGGGACGAAUUCGAUUUGAAUUGUUCAAAAAGCUGUGUCCGAAGGUACCUAUUUAUGUAGGAUUGACAAGAUUGCUUAUUUCACGCUCUAGACAGUUUUGCACGGGAGAAUUCCGCAUCGACAAAGUGCCUGUCGGAUAUAAAAAUACAAAGUUCCACAGAGUGAUAAAAGGAUUCAUGAUCCAGGGAGGGGAUUUUAUGAAAGGCGAUGGAACUGGGAGUUUUAGUAUCUAUGGUGAUCAUUUUGACGACGAAAACUUUGAUAUGAAGUUCGAUCAGCCGGGUUUGUUAGCUAUGGCGAACUCUGGACCCAAUACAAACGGAUGCCAGUUUUUCAUCACGACCGUCCCAACGCCCCAUCUGAAUGGAAAGCACGUUAUCUUCGGGCGCCUUUUGGAUGAAGAUUCCAUGUUGGUGGUUCGCAAGAUUGAAAACCUGUCUUGCGAGAACCGAGACAAACCAAGGUUUGAUGUAGUGGUGAUGGAAUGCGGAGAGAUGUGA